Molecule: messenger RNA, 720 nt
Organism: Penicillium malachiteum
Lineage: Eukaryota; Fungi; Ascomycota; Eurotiomycetes; Eurotiales; Aspergillaceae
Product: class I SAM-dependent methyltransferase
Exons: 4
Coding region: 1-720 (239 amino acids)
Molecular function (GO): S-adenosylmethionine-dependent methyltransferase activity
Source: RefSeq, a predicted model, not a curated record
AUGCCUCCCACUCCUGAUCGUCUUUCUCCCUUGAUCCGCCUAUUGGGCAUGAUCUGGUUCUCUUUUUGUCUGCACUGGGAAGUUUUGACUCAAGCAAUUCGGCGAGACGGUCUGGUGGCACUUAGUCGCCCACAACAAAUUCGAGAUGCAGCUUCAGCGAAGCUAUUCAAUAUCGCCUCGGCCAAUUUCAUCGCUUACGAAGAUACAACCAUUGUCCCCUCACUGGUAAAAUCCGCUAGCGGGGUUAUUAUUGAUUUGGGUCCUGGACCAGGAAACCAGAUCCAUCGUUUUGAUACCUCUCUUGUCGAACGCAUUUAUGGUGUUGAGCCAAAUGCACAAUUCAAAGACGCCAUAAAAGCCAAACUGGACAAGCAUGGCCUCCAGGAUAAGUAUAAGGUUGUCAUUUGUGGCAUUGAGGAUAGUGAUAUUCUGAGAGAAGAGGGAAUCACGGAGGGGAGCUUGGAUACCGUGUUGUGUAUUCAGGUUCUGUGUGCGGUCAAGGACCCGAAGAAUGUGAUAAAGGGGAUCUGGAAACUGCUCAAACCCAGAGCAUGUUGCAAUCCUGCCUGGAGCACAUUUGUCGGAUGCAAUUUGACCCAGAAUGUGCUGGGAGAUAUUCUCAACAGUGGAGAAUGGGAAAACCCACACGAGAUCGAAGAACCUGAGGAGCCACUCAGUUUACUGCCUCGAAUCCAGGGUGUACUCAUCAAAAAGGCUUGA